UUUUAAAGAUAGGUAUUUUCAGCAAUUUUUAUCUGCUACUUCUUUCUCGCAUCUCGCAUGUCUAUUCGGCUGUCACUAUCAUGUGUCAAGUGUCAACUUGUCAAGUCAAUGUUUGUUUUUCCAAGUGAUCGGCAAAGUUGUCAAAUAAGUAGUUUAUUUUGAAAAUAUCUAUAAUAAAAUUAACAAUAAUAAUGAGCAAAAGAAGUGGUGCUGCUAUGGCUGUAAAUCUUAAUUCAAAGAAACCAAAGCACUGGUCGCUGGGUUUACUAGAAAGUAUGAAAGAUCCCGAAUGUAUUGUGAUGAAGUCAAAACAAGUUGUCGUUAUCAAAGAUAAAUAUCCCAAAGCCAAAAUUCACUACUUGGUGCUGCCUGAAGCUGAUAUUAAUAGUAUUUAUGCGUUAGAAAAGAGUCAUAUAAAACUUUUGGAGGAAUUUGGAGAAAUAUUUGAAGAGAUUAAUAAAGAUGAAAAACUGCCAUUAAGAGCCGGUUUCCACGCGGUUCCCAGUAUGCAAAGGCUACAUAUGCACAUCAUAAGCACAGAUAUGGUAUCGCCUUGUUUAAAAACAAAACUGCAUUGGAAUAGCUUUACUACUAAGUUUUUUAGACCAUAUGCAGAUGUUUUAGAAGAAUUAAAAGAGAAAGGUUGUAUUACAAAAAUGGCACCAGAAUUAGUACAAAGUUUUAAAUCAAGUGAACUUCAAUGCAACCAAUGUUCAAACAAACCAAAAACAAUGCCACAACUUAAAGAACAUUUACUAACACAUAUAAAAAAGGAGAACAAUUAAUCAGAAUAUUAAACUAUGUC
This is a messenger RNA of Spodoptera litura, 805 nucleotides long. RefSeq names its product aprataxin (gene Aptx). Gene Ontology annotation, molecular function: single-strand break-containing DNA binding; mismatched DNA binding; double-stranded RNA binding. Gene Ontology annotation, biological process: single strand break repair. Gene Ontology annotation, cellular component: nucleus. The record is from RefSeq and is a predicted model, not a curated record. Lineage: Eukaryota; Metazoa; Arthropoda; Insecta; Lepidoptera; Noctuidae.